Messenger RNA from Zingiber officinale, 1260 nucleotides. Its product is annotated as putative FBD-associated F-box protein At5g56820. Gene Ontology annotation, molecular function: protein binding. The record is from RefSeq and is a predicted model, not a curated record. The transcript is spliced from 3 exons. Bases 1 to 1260 code for a protein of 419 amino acids. Lineage: Eukaryota; Viridiplantae; Streptophyta; Magnoliopsida; Zingiberales; Zingiberaceae.
AUGGGCGACCGCCUUCCCCACCUGGACACGCCGUCGGAAGACUUCCUCAGCAAUCUCCCCGAUGCGCUUCUCCACCACAUCCUCUCCUUCCUCCCCACCUGCGACUCCGUCCGCACCUCCGUCCUCUCCCGCCGAUGGCGUCGCAUAUGGUCCUCCGUCCCAGCAAUGGACUUCCAUUUCUCUGACCCUACCAACUGGGGAGCCUUAUCAUCCGUCGGCCGAUUCGUCGCCGCCCGCGACAACUCUUGCUCCAUUUCUCGUCUGCGUCUCAUCUUCGACUAUGUAUUGUUCUCAUAUGAAACCUGCUUGUGUGAAUGGAUCGACUACGCCAAAUCCCAUGACGCUCAAGACGUGACCCUCCGCAUAAGCAAUCCCAGACGAGACUAUACUUCCCUACUCGUCGCUCUGUUCAAUUGGCCAUCACUCACGGCCCUGGAUCUGAAAAUGCAAGGCUGUGUUGUCAGUGUUGGACGGGCUUUCAACCUUCCCGAAUGUGUUACCCUGAGCAAUGUCAAGACGCUUUCCCUUUCAAUUUUUAAUGAAAUUUCACAGGAGAGCUUGUCUAGGCUGCUGCUAUCUUGCUGCCCUGCUUUGGAAGAACUAACAUUAGCCUCGAGAUAUCAAACGAACGACUUCAUUGAAAUAGCGGCACCAAAUCUUCUCAGAUUAAAUCUUCUACAUGCUCCAUUCAAGAUUCGAAUUACUUGUCAGAAACUAGAAUCUCUAACGCUAAAACCUUAUUUUCAUGUGCAACAUCUGAAUAUUGAGGCGCCCUCUUUGGCCUCUGUUCGAUUACAUAAUCAGGGACAGUGUUUUCAUCUUUGGUAUGUUGGAGCACUACUCCAUACAUUAUGCAAUGUAACUGCACUAACUAUUGAUCUUCGAUACCUUUGGUUUGCUCAUAGGUUAAGGAUUAUGCCCCUCAUAGAAAGUUUUCCAAUUUUUCACAAAUUGUUAAAGUUGGAGGUCCAUCUGGUUCUUUGCCCCAAGGACGACAGAGUGGAAAUGUUAUUUUCUCUUCUUCAGCACACACCGAAACUUCAUGCACUCACUUUAAUUGAUCGACAAGAGGAUACAUACCUUAAAUUAUUCGACGAAGGGAGUGAUUCAUUUGAUAUUGUACCCUUCAAAGGUUUAGAUCAUCUUAAAAGGGUUUCACUUAGUAUCAACUCUAAAAGUUCUUGGUCAACCAUUUUGAAGAUGUUAUCAGAAAGAGUUCGAGCAUGGGAUGAAGUAGCAGUGAUGUACAAAUCUUUAUAA